Clonostachys solani is the source of this 1200-nucleotide messenger RNA. The record is from the annotation of a GenBank genome assembly. Lineage: Eukaryota; Fungi; Ascomycota; Sordariomycetes; Hypocreales; Bionectriaceae.
AUGGCUCCCUCUUUGGUUCACCGCGCAUUCCACUGGUCGGUCGAUCUGACCUCUCUGCGCGCGGACAAGGCAUCCGCAAAGCACAAGGUUUCCAUGAGCGUGGACGACUCCAAGUCGGUCGGUUUGGGAAAUGCGCCGGAAGGCCCCAUCUCGGCAACGGCCACAGCGAUCACGAGUAAUGCCCAAUCAUCAAAGACCAGUGGCAUGACCACGGUGUACAUUGGUCCCAAGCAGCAGCGUUUCAAGGUCAAUAAGAAGCUUCUCUGCGCUGCCUCACCCUUCUUCCGGGACCGCAUCGAGGACCCUGCCCAACCUCGCUCCGUUUCCAUCUGGCUCCCGGGAGAGUCCCCAUCCAUGUUUGCCAUGUUUGUUGAGUGGCUCCACGACAGAUACAACUUCCGAUUUUACCUCGAGGAUGUUGUGAAGAAGGCGCAGGAAGCUGGACAUCAAGAUGCUCAGGAGACUCACUGGGCACUCAUCCGACUGCACCUAUUUGCUUCACACCUCUACAUACUCUCUCUCCAGGACAAUGCCAUGGACGCAAUCCAGGAUCUUUAUCUCAAGUGCGACUGGGACGUCACCCCAGGUCUAAUCACAUAUCUCUACACGAAAUGCGAGGGCAUCCCCGCUGUCCGUCUCCGUCGCUGGGCUGUGGCAAUGGUCGCAUACUCGCUCUCUCGCUCGCCAUGCCGAUCAAGUUACGCAGACUCCUCCGUUUCACCAACAACUCCCACAUCAUCGCGAUUCGAUGAGUCAGAAUCUUCCGAUCACGCGCGAUUCCAUGACUUGCUCGAUUCGCAAAAGGAGUUCGGUGAGGAUUACACUAUUCAUAUCCAGAAGCUCCAGGUGUCAGGCCUGCAACUUCGCUCCAAAAACCCACAAGUGCGCAUUCCCGCAAAUAAGCUUCGCAACGAAGAGCGUGCAAACGGCUUCCGGGAAUGCUCAUUCCACUCUCAUCGGGCUACAGUUGGGGAGAAGCGGUGCCCUCAUGAGAGAAAGAGACUAUUGCGGGCCAAGACUCAAAUUCCUGAACUCGACACAGCCGACAAGGUUGACGACGAUCAGGCUUCCAGCUUACUUUCGGCUAACUGGAGGACCACACAAGAUAGAAUGUCCCGCUCCCUCUUCCGUGUUGAAGAAGAGGCCGAGCCGGAGCAAGGACUGAAACACAUGAGGUCAAUCUCUAGUACUCUCAGGUGA